Molecule: messenger RNA, 735 nt
Organism: Sinocyclocheilus grahami
Lineage: Eukaryota; Metazoa; Chordata; Actinopteri; Cypriniformes; Cyprinidae
Product: histone H4
Exons: 2
Coding region: 29-685 (218 amino acids)
Cellular component (GO): nucleosome
Molecular function (GO): structural constituent of chromatin; protein heterodimerization activity; DNA binding
Source: RefSeq, a predicted model, not a curated record
UUUGAUCUAGUACUUCUACUGUGAGAUAAUGGCCAGAACCAAGCAGACGGCUCGUAAAUCCACCGGCGGUAAAGCCCCGAGGAAGCAGCUCGCUACUAAAGCCGCCCGGAAGAGCGCCCCAGCCACCGGCGGCGUCAAGAAGCCCCAUCGCUACAGGCCCGGGACCGUGGCUCUGCGAGAGAUCCGCCGCUAUCAGAAGUCCACCGAGCUGCUGAUCCGCAAGCUGCCCUUCCAGCGUCUGGUGAGAGAAAUCGCUCAGGACUUCAAGACGGACCUGCGCUUCCAGAGCUCCGCUGUCAUGGCGCUGCAGGAGGCCAGCGAGGCUUAUUUGGUCGGUCUGUUUGAGGACACCAACCUGUGCAGUGUAGCUGAGAUGUCUGGAAGAGGCAAAGGCGGUAAAGGUCUCGGGAAAGGAGGCGCUAAGCGCCACCGAAAGGUCCUCCGGGAUAACAUCCAGGGCAUCACUAAACCCGCUAUUCGUCGUCUGGCGCGCCGCGGCGGCGUCAAGCGCAUCUCUGGUCUGAUCUACGAGGAGACGCGCGGCGUGCUGAAGGUGUUUCUGGAGAACGUGAUUCGAGAUGCUGUGACCUACACGGAGCACGCUAAAAGAAAGACCGUCACCGCCAUGGAUGUGGUGUAUGCUCUGAAGCGACAGGGACGCACUCUGUACGGAUUCGGAGGAUAAAAGCCUUUAAACCACAAACCCAACGGUUAAGAGCCACCCACGAUUUCACA